AACUGUCAGGCAAUGGCGUUCCGGUAAACAUCCGCGCAUUUGUGAACUGGACGUCUUUCUGCGAAUCAGCGUUUCUUGGACCUAUUGUUUUUGAGCACCGGCAUUAUCGUUUUCUACACGCGGUUUCCCUGCUUGGCCCAAGAAGCUUGGCAUCCGUAAAAAUCGCGCUUCGCAAAAUGGAAAAUCAGAUUUUUAUCACGCAUUUUGUGCACCCGCACAAGUUUUGGUACAAACCAUUCCAUCCGGGAAGCCAGAAAAGGCAGUUGAAAGAGCUGCGGGAUGCGAUCGAUGAGUACUGUGACCAGCACCACGCGAACGAGCAGAAGAAACACUACGAAGUGAACGAGGUCGUUGGUUAUUACAUUCCGUCGCUCACAUGCUGGACCCGUUGCAUCGUGCAGGGCAUUAUAGAGGACCACAAGGGACUUUCCUCCUAUCGUCUGUGGCUGAUCGACGAAGGCUAUCCGGCGGUCGCUAGCGACAUCCAGCAGUUGACACCACUGCCGGAAAAGUUUCGGGACAGUUCGAACUCGCUCGUAAAGUGUGGUUUGAUACGAAACGUGUUACCCGCAAGCAGUGUGUACGAUCCGCUAGAGGAACAGAUCCGCAAAGCGGAAUGCUUGUCGUGGAGCAAGGACGCCAUCAAAAUGCUCAGCUCGUUGAUCGAAGGCAUCGAAAAGGUUUGCUUUACAAACGUGACCUCGUAUACGAUCGGCAAAGAUACGAUCGAGUUUGGCGAUCUGUUCUUUUACUCGAAAAGCAAGACGUUUAACGCGGUGAACGUUCUGUCCGACCAGGCCAUGGGGAUGAUUGUGGAUUCGAAGCACUUUUUGGCUUGUAUAUUCGAAAGCCAAACAGUGGGCUCCAGCCGCGCCUCAUCGAUCGUUAACGGAUCGUUCGAUUCCGAAGCGUUUGAGCUGAAAGUCAGAACACGCCGGCUUUCAACUGCCUCCAACAGCGUAACGGAGUUCAACUUUGACGAAUCGGCCAGCAUGGUUGGCGUUGAGCGAAAGGGACCCGCACCCAGUGCCGUGCCAGCUAUGGAGCAACAGCGAGCUUCCGCCGCAAACAGUACCCUGUCCACGGCAGGUUCACAAAAAGGCGACGCCGGAUCGAGCACAUCGAGCGAAACGGGCAGCAAGAAAUCGUCAAAGUUGAAUCAAAAAAUGCGAUACCAAAUGGCACAAAAGUUGAAAAAUGCUUCCGUCAAGGGCGGCGGCAGUAAGGAGCCAGCACCGACGACAAAACCAAACACUUUGCAAGCAACAGAGCCUUCCGUGGCGCCCUCGGAAGCUCUCUCGUCCCCCCGGCGGCUACAGGACAGCACACUAGACCAGAUCCGUAUGGGUCCGCAUUCGCUAACGUUUGACGUUGCCCAAUCGGUAGAGGAUGAAUAUAAGCUUAUGCAGGCACAUGCGAGCAAGCCGACCGUUGUGGUGCAGAGUUCAACGGCGAACGAAACUGUACCGACGGCGAAGCAGGCGAACAGUGCAACUCCAGCCGCAGUAACAAACGGUGGUGGAUCGACACAAAAGUUUCUACAAAAAAUUGCCAAAGCAAAGGCAAGACAAAGCCUCCAGAAACCAACCGUUCCUACCGGUGAGCCAGCGAGCUCUUCAGCGAUGUUGCCGCUAGCCGCACCAGUGGCCGUCCCGCUCGAUAGCCUACUGCCGUCCGAGAAGUUGCCCACGGUCGAGAGCAAUGCGGCCUUGAAACGAUUCGAAAAAGUAAUACAGAACGAAAAAUGUUUAUUCUCCCGCCGGAGUCAUCAUCGAGUGCUGGUGCACGGUGCCAAGCUGCCGAAUCCGAUCGAUCGUAUCGAGGCGGCCAACUUCAGUCCGCGUGUGCACCAGAACCUCGAGCAGCUGGGCAUUACGAAACUGCACCGGCUGCAAGCCUACGCCUGGCCACACAUACUGCGCGACAAUUCGUUUAUCUGCGUUAACGGAGCGAAUACGGGCAAAACCUUUGCCUAUCUACCGGCCGUCUGUUCCGGGGUGCAGAGACAAAUAGAAGAGUCACUCGUACCGGCGGGAAGCGGCCCGGUAGCCAUCAUCGUAUGCUACUCAUCGCGCGAAGUGCAACGGAUCGCGUUCUUCUGCCGGAAGCUGCUCAACUCGGCCGCGCACACCGAUCUGGCUGUGCUGGAAUGUUACGGCAUUCGGACGGUGACGAAAACUUGCAAUCUCCUCUUUAAUGGGUGUGCGAUCCUGGUAACGACAGCACCCGGCUACCGGCGGCUCUACGAACGCGCACCGGAAGCAUUCACCCGCCGGCGCAUUCAAACGGUGGUGAUCGAUAACAUCGAAGCGAUAUGGCCGAACUUUGCGCCGGAACUGCGGCUGGUGUGUAAAGCCUGCGACAAGGAGGGGCUGCAGAUGAUCGUCACGGCCAGCUGCUGGGUGCCGGUGCUUGGGCUGUUUCUGCAGCGCUACCACAACAUGAUCGUCUGCAUCGGCGCCUUCCUCGAGGCGGCCGUGUACGCGAAGGCCGAAUUUCGGUUCCGGCUGUUUGCCGGCGAGGCGCAGAAAGAGCUCGAGCUGAUCCGGCAGCUGCGCCAGCACGACUAUCGGAACGAGCGGACGAUCGUGUUCGGGAAGGACGAUGCCGAUUUGGCAGCGAUCGUGAAUGCGCUGAAGCACGGCUCGAUCAACCAUACCGUGUGCGGCGAGCGGAUGGUGUUGCUGCAGCAUGCCGGGUUCCGGAACUGGGACGAGCAGGUGCCGGGCGAUAUGGUGGUGUUUGUGUGCAGCGAUGCAGUGUUGGGCGAGCUGAAGAUAACGCGGGCACAGCACAUCGUGCACUAUUCGCUACCACCGACCUGGUCCACGUUUACGCGACGGUAUGCCUGCUCGUUCGAGUAUUACGAGUCGCCGUACCUGGCGGCCGACGGUGCGCCGACGAGCAAGGGCAAACCGUCAUCGUUGGUGCUGUUGAACGAGAACAACAACCAGGAGUUGCCGCGGUUGGUCGAUUUUCUCGAGCUGCAUCUACCGCAGGUGCCGGAGAAGCUGAUCAAGUAUGCUAAGCGAAUUCGAAGCAUUCACGAAAGCGCCCGUAUCGCCGACGGUCGCGCCGUCUCCAUGCUCUGCACGCACGUGCUAGGUCUGGCCGUGUGCCACAGCAUCCGUAGCUGCGUCUUCCGGCACGCGCUCACACCGGACGAUCUGGCCCCAGACACACUGCCGACGCGCGAUGGAGUCAUUCGGCUAAAGGUCUGUCACGUGUUCUCGCCGGCACACUACGCCGUCCGGCUGGAGGCGCACCAACCGGUCGGCUCAACCGAGUGGACCGCGCUGACCGAUGGCAGACGGUACAUGGUGCAGGACAUUACUGUGCAGGCGUACUACGCCAACGAGGACCGCCAUCGGAUGCAUGGUGCACCGCACCGGAACGAGCUGUGCGCCGUGUACCACGAGCAGAACUAUGCGCGCUGUCGCAUCAUCAACUUCGACGAAUCAAAUGUGGACAACUGUGAGGUACAGCUGCAACUGAUCGACACCGGCCGGAUGGUGCACGUAAAGUCCGCCGCCCUGCUUCAUCUGCCCGACCAGUUCCGCCAGCUGCCCGGGCAUGCCACCAACGUGCGCAUUGCCGCCCUCGUGCCGCACGAUCACGAGCAGGAUUGGGACAAAACGGCCACCCUAACCGUGCGCCAGUGGAUCGAAGAGCACGAAAAUCGGGCCAACUGUUACGUGAAGAGUACGGUGCUGCUGGCGCUCAAGGACACGCUGUGGGUCGACGAUCUGCAUCUGACGGAACAGCUGGAGGGUGUGAAGACGACCGUAACGACGAAGCGUGUGGGUGCAACGAUCGUUGCGAAGCAGUACGGUAUCGGGGAUAAGAAAUCGUUCGAGCAGAUUCGCACGAUUGUGGCCGAUUGUGAGAAGCUGGCCAUGCAAACGAUACGUCUUGGGGAGGAAACGACGAACGAGAACGGGCUGGAUAAUGUGGAGGAGGAGGAGCAGCGUUCGAGCGAUUCGGGCGAGAGAACGUUUUUUCUAGCUCAGUCGGAUUCCGGUGGGAGGGAGAGUAGUACAGCAGGGGAAGUAACGAAUGAGGGGAAUUUGGGGAGUGAAGGUACCGUGGAACCGCUAGCGUGUCAUGACGGAGCAUCAAGCAAUGAUUUAAAUCCCGAUGAUACGUUGGUCGAAUGUGAACCGGCAGUGGCCAGCAAACCCUUAGCGCCAGCCGAGUUGAACAAUACCAACUCAUCCUCAGCCAGCUCGUUCGAAGAGCUUUCGAUCGAGCACGACGCAGAUCGGUACCAGUUCGAUUCGUUUCGGGUGAACAGUGCGUACAACGUAAUGAUUGGCCACUAUCUCGCGCCGGACAACUUUUUCGUGUACCGAUGCGAUAAAAUAGCGGAAGUUGAUGCGGCGAUUAAAGAGUUUGUGCAGGACGAAAGUAGGCUGAAACCGCUCGAGAAUCCACACCGGCAGCAGCACUGUCUCGUGUUUUACGAGAACAAUUACCACCGUGGACGUGUAGUGCAGCUGUCGGAGGACGGUGGCAACGGUGGGGUGGAAGUGUUUCUGCUCGAUUUCGGUGGCACGUUCAAGUGUGACCGGCUGUACAAAAUCUCCGACCGGCUACUGCGUGCAGUUCCGUUUUUGGCCGUUAAGGGAUCGUUUGCACACAUCCAACCGCCGAACGGUGCCACCGAAUGGUCGGACGACACUUCGGACGCCAUUUACGACCGGUGGCUGGAAAAGCAUAACCACGGGACAAUGUAUGCGUCCGUUACGCGCGUCCUUCCGUGGGGCGCCGGUCCGGAACGUAUCGAGGGCUGCCACCGGUACGAGAUGGUGCUGGCCGACGGCAAUGCAUCCGAUGAGUUUUCCAUCAUCUCGGACAUUGUGUACGACAGGCUCGCGCUGCUGCAGCGAAUCGAGCCGGGUGAUGAUGAGCGGGACGAGGGCGCCAGUACGGUCGCGGACACGGACGAUGAAUACAUGCAGGUGAACUUUACGCACGACGAGCUAAUGCAAAUGAUGAAAGACAUUACGGCAGCACCCAAGGGUGAAGAGAGUCAGCUGAAAGCAAUCAGCGAACCGCCGGCCAUUUCCACGGGUCCGACGAUUGCCCAAACGCAGGAAACUGCGGACGAAGAAAGGGAACGGAAAAAUCGGCCCCGUAAGGAACGGAAGCUGCUGCACCUAGCGCCACUCGUGUCCGAUUACCGGUUUCCGCUGACCGUGUGGGAUCAGGACAAAUAUUUUGUGGUGCUGCGCGUGCAUGCACCGGACGUGGAACGGUACGAUCUGGUGGUGAAUCAUACCUCGCUGCUGCUGCAGUUCGUGCGGGCGGACGAUGGCGGUGAGCGGUACAUUGUGCCGCUGAAUCUGUUCAGCGCCAUCGAUCCACGCCAUACGGUGCACGAAGUGCGGGGCCUUUCGAUAGUGGUACGGUUGCGGAAGCUCGUACCGUGUAUGCGCUGGCCCAAGCUGCACAACCACGGCGGGCGAAAGAUGCCCUGGAUUAAGGUGGCCACCGAUGGUGGCGGGGGGCAGGAUAGUGAUGCCAGUACGGACGAAACGACCAAAAAGAAUCGAUGGAACAGUUUGGUGCAGGCGCAUCUGGACAGCUCGCCGGAGAGUUCACAGUCCGGGAAUGAGCGGGACGUUGAUUCGGAGCUGGAAGACGAGGAAGCGGUGUUUCUUAACAUGACCUGAGCUACAGUUUUAUCUCUUACUGUUGGGGGAAAUCAGCGUUUGAAAAUGUUACAUUACUUUAAGGCACACCAUUUAACAAUUUAAAUUUCUAUUAAUUGAACUAACAGACAAUUUGAUGGGUUUCGGACUGAAACUUUCAUCAGCAAACAUUGAAACAAGCAGCAAGUUCUUCCACAAGAAAUUCAAGGAUCGUGAUUUGAAUCUUACGGUUAAGGAAGGAUAAGAAAUAGUAUGAUUUUUUAUAUGACUUUACGGAUGUUCGAAUGUGGCAGAUGGCCGAUUAUGAAGCAAAUGUAAACUGUGUAACGGAUGUAAAUACAAAACGGAAUUUAAUACGGCUUA
Anopheles stephensi (Asian malaria mosquito) is the source of this 6017-nucleotide messenger RNA. Its product is annotated as putative ATP-dependent RNA helicase SoYb. Lineage: Eukaryota; Metazoa; Arthropoda; Insecta; Diptera; Culicidae. The record is from RefSeq and is a predicted model, not a curated record. Bases 177 to 5675 code for a protein of 1832 amino acids. Gene Ontology annotation, molecular function: nucleic acid binding; ATP binding. The transcript has 11 exons. Gene Ontology annotation, biological process: germ-line stem cell division; transposable element silencing.